UGGCUAGGACUUACUAAUUCCUUAGCUGUGUCUUUGUUUUAUGUAGCAACACAAUUCUGGAGAAAAGUUGGUUGAAAUGACAAUAAAAGCUUCUUGUUUUCUUGACUUGACUUGACUUGAGUUACAACUGAGUCACAGCAGAGGGCACUCUUUGCUCCUUGCUCUUGGUCUCCUCCCUCGUCAUCGCCAUCGAAGUAGACGAUGGUAAAAGGUCAGGAGCGUCAUUUCGCCUCAGCCCUCAUUAGGAAAUAUCCUGUGUGUGGGACUUGAAGUAACCGGCUGAUUAUACGGUCAUUAAAAAAAAAUACGAACAUGGCGAAGAAGAGAAGCGGCGUCCGCGAAACAGAAGGCGCUACUGUGAUAGCAGAGGAAUCGACGACAAAAGAAACGCAGCCUCUUAAAGCAUCGCAGUAUACCGGAGAAGGAUCUGCACGCAUGUCCCUCCUCAUCCUGAUCUCCAUCUUUGCCUGCGCUGCUUCAGUCAUGUACCUGGUUUACAGGAAUUUCCCUGAGCUGAGCGAAGACGAGAGGGAUAAAAUAAAAAUCCCCAAAGACAUGGACGACGCUAAGGCAUUGGGUAUCGUGCUCUCCAAAUAUAAGGACACCUAUUAUACCCAAGUGCUUGUAGCAUAUUUUGCUACUUAUAUCUUCCUCCAGACAUUUGCCAUUCCAGGUUCAAUUUUCCUCAGUAUCCUCUCUGGUUAUCUGUAUCCCUUCCCCUUGGCCCUGUUCUUGGUUUGCCUGUGCUCGGGGCUGGGAGCGUCUUUCUGCUACAUGUUGUCGUACUUAGUGGGCAGACCAGUGGUGUACAAGUACCUCACAGAGAAAGUGCAGAAAUGGUCACAACAGGUUGAUAAACACAGAGAGCACCUCAUCAAUUACAUUAUCUUUCUGAGAAUUACACCUUUCCUCCCCAACUGGUUUAUCAACAUCACUUCCCCGGUCAUCAACGUGCCUCUGGGAGUCUUCUUCUUUGGUACAUUCCUUGGAGUUGCUCCUCCAUCUUUCGUAGCGAUAAACGCAGGAACGACGUUGUACAAGCUGACCACAGCGGGAGAGGCCGUGUCCUGGAACUCUUUGGCCGUGUUGGCGGUUCUGGCUGUAGUCUCUAUUCUCCCAGUAUGCUUCCAGAAAAAGCUGCAGGAAAAGAUGGAGUAAAGCGCCACCUCGUUUCCUUUGCCUGUCAUCAAGUUCAUCCUGCUUGCCCUGGGCCUCUCACACCUACUCACACAGCUGUCUUUUUUUUUUUUUUUCUUUUUCUUUGUCAGUUGUGGAAAACGGGCCCAGAACUGUUGAACUCGGACUGGCUCGUAACCACAACCUCGUUCUUUUUCCUGUGUCACAGAACGAACAUUUAUAUCCAUGAUCUUAUUAUUGUUUUGUACAUUUUUAACAACCAUGUGUAAUUAAUGUUCCCAUAUUAAUUUUUUUUCUUUUUUUUUUACUUUUCUAACUUUAAAGCAAUACCUUUUGAGGAGUUUUAAGCCCGUGUUGCAUUGGCAGCACAAACAAGGUGCUACGCCAGGAGAAAUUGAAAUACGACACCUCUCGCAUGUGCCGUGCCAUCGUUCGGCUAUAACAGUAAAUUUUAAAUUUAAAAAAAAAAAAAGGUUUGUGUUGGCGGAUGCACGAAUCCUGCAGCCAACCACAUGCAGGAGAUUUUCCUGGUAAUUUCUUUCUCCACAUAUUUAUGUAUCAGAAGACACACUUUUUUUUAUACACUGAUCAGUCAUAACAUUUAACCCUUGUUACCUUGGCACCUCUGAAGGGUAGCCAUUAAAAGUAGUCCAAACACUAGUCCAGUAAAGAGAUGAUACACAAGUACCGCAUGAGCAUCAGAACUGGACCAUGCAGCAACGGAAGAAGGUGGCCAGGUCCCGGUCCUCCCCCUUUAGAUGGCACCAGGAUGCAUCAUGAUGCACAUCCAAAGCCAGUAAAAGUAGUGCAAUGUUCUGCUUGGAAACCUUGGGUCCAAUCCAGAGUCUGUGAUCCUGGAUGUUCUGGACAAACACUUCCAAUCCAUUACAGCCACAUCUUGCAACUUACAUGGGUGUAAAGUAUCCGCUGCUAACAUCUCGGUGUCGUACCACAGGACGCUUUCAGAGGUCAGAGGUCUUGUCUUCAGAGUCCAUUCCUUUCUGGGUCAGUGCUAUUUUGACAGCUCAAAUGGAUCUACACAAUAUUAGGCAGGUGGUUUUAAUGUUAUGGCUUAUUUGGUAUAGAAUGCCUCAUAUGUAUUGUGUGUGUGUGUGUUUUGUUUCUUUUUAAAUCUAUUUUUAUUUUAAAUAGCAGGUUACUGGAAAUAGAUUGCAGUGAUUCUUUUGAUUUCUUUCUCCACCUUGGACAUAAAAUAGGAGUAAGAAUGAUGAGUUUUAACCGAUUCACUGAUUCAGACUGAAGUUAGAAGGAACCACUUAAAUCUUAAUUAUAUUAAAAAGAAAUGCAUCUCUACACAGCAAGCAGUGGUGUUUGCACCGAAUGCAAGUGUGUUAGGAGAACUUUUCUACCACACACAGGUAGAAUCUGGAUACCUCAUUGUGUAUGAUCUCACUGUUUACUACAUCUUCAUCCAAAGCAUCGGUUAGUCCCACAGAGAUCUAUCCUGCUUCUGGAAGUACUUCUGCUCUUUUUUUUUUUUUUUUUUGCCUUAGCUUUACAGCUAAUAAAUAAAUGAAUCAAAUGUAAAGAGUGUGUCUAGACUACUGUAGGAGCAGGAUUGGGAACCUUCGGUUUAAGAUUGCUCUCUCCAGCUCGGAGACAUAACCUACAGCCCUGCGUUUAUUCCACGAACCUCUUGAAUCAUUUUAAAAGCACAUCCAUUUACCUAAGGUGCAUCUCUACAAUGCCUUUUCUUUGUCUUAUAUUUUGUUCAUGACUGUUCUCUCUCGACUGAUGAGAUUUGGGUUGCCUCCAUACACACACUCAUACACACACAAAUACAGUAUUACAUUGACCUCUCUGGAUGUUGUAUGUAAAUACUAAUAAAUGAUUAUUAUUAUUAUUAUAAACUUUUUCUUUCAAAUGUCAUUAUGAAAUAUUAUAUAAUGAAGAUAUUUAUUAAGAAACUAUUAAAACAUGGUUCACUUCA
Tachysurus fulvidraco (yellow catfish) is the source of this 3088-nucleotide messenger RNA. It is a transcript of the gene tmem41b, whose product is annotated as transmembrane protein 41B. The record is from RefSeq and is a predicted model, not a curated record. Gene Ontology annotation, cellular component: endoplasmic reticulum membrane. The coding region runs from base 313 to 1158 and encodes 281 amino acids. The transcript is spliced from 7 exons. Lineage: Eukaryota; Metazoa; Chordata; Actinopteri; Siluriformes; Bagridae.